Molecule: messenger RNA, 611 nt
Organism: Astrephomene gubernaculifera
Lineage: Eukaryota; Viridiplantae; Chlorophyta; Chlorophyceae; Chlamydomonadales; Astrephomenaceae
Source: the annotation of a GenBank genome assembly
CAUUGAUGCUGUGGAGGAGGGGAAGGAGAAGGAGGAGGAGGGGGAGGAGCUUGCUGGCGUUCCUGCUGAGCAGCAACCACAGCUACUACUGCAGCAAGGGACGGAGGAGAGGAGCUGCUUAGAUGGCCAAGCGGUUGGUGGCCAAGCGGACAGCAGUGCCUGUAGCAACGGGUGUAGCAGUAACGAUAGCAGCGGCCUAGCGGCGUUGCAAGCCGCGGCGGCCCUCAGCGCUGCGGGUGGGGCACCAGGGGAAUCAGCCCGGAGCGGCGGUAGCUAUGAGGACUUGAUGGCUGCGGAAGAGGACGGGGACGACUUUGUGUUUGAAGACCUGGAGGUGCAAGGUACUGCCCCCGCAGCAGCCCCUGCGCUCUCAACCCGCCCCGUCUGCCCGUCCUCCAGCCACCCCAGCUCCUCCACGCCUCCCUACAGCUGGCCCGCGCUGCGCUCCCGCCUGCUGCACCUCUCCUCCCACGUUUCCUACGUCCUGCUUGACGACCCGGGGCUAUGGACCCACGGGUCGCUGCUGGGCGGCGUGUUCCAGCUGCUGCGGGCGCUGGGCGCGCACCGGCACGCGGGCGAGCUGGCUCCGCUGCUGCAUGCGUACGUGGGGC